GACAGUCGAAGCUGGACCAGUCAAAGGUGCCGGGCAGCACUUCUGAGCUCCGCUCUCGGUCCCGGGCGGCCAGGUGAGUCACUCUGACCCGCCGCUUUCUGCCUCUCGGGCGCGCCACUCCGCCCAACACGGAAGCCGCGCACCUGUGUGCUGACGUCACUGAGCCAGAGAACCUGCUCGAGCUCGCCCCGCUGAAGCCUCUCAGUUUCUGGACGCUCCCGCUGGAGUCGAGGACGCCGAGUGUCGCUCAGGAUUCUACCGACUUUUUAUUGGACCGUGUUCGGACACGCAACCAGCCAGAUGGGGGCCGCUCGGGUCGCGGUUUGGGGGGCUUUAAUCGUCUUGUUUCAGGUCUCGGUUUCUGCCGAAGAGCCACAGUGUCAACCUGGAUUUCAUUCGGAUGUGUUGACUUUCAAGGUGACCAGGAGACACUUGAUGCCUCGCACUCCGCUGGGCAAAGUCAACUUGACCACCUGCUCUGACCGCUUGCCCCUGUACUUUUCUGACAACAGUCGUUUCACCGUUAGGAAUGGCGUUUUGGAGGUCAAACGACCAGUCACCCUCCAUGGGGGACAUUUCAAAUUCUACAUCCACACUUGGGUCAAAAACGGUCACAAGGUGACUGCUCUUGUCAACAUAACGCUCCAAGGACAUCACCACCACCACCAACAACAAAGUGAUGACCAACCAAGUGGUCUCCAAGGUAACGGUGAUUAUGGUUAUGGCGGUCGACACAGACGUUACCAUGGCGACAGCCAGUUGGACCGAGAGCAUCACCAUGGAGGUCACCACAGACGCCACCGUGGUGACGGCCAGUGGAAUGGACACCAUCACGAUGGAGGUCGCCAUGGAGGGCACCACAGAAGUUACCAUGAUGACGACCAGUUGAACGGCGAGCAUCACCGUGGACAUCGCCAUGGAGGUCACCACAGACAUCACCAUGACGACGACCAGUUAAACGGAGAGCAUCGCCAUGGACGUCGCCACAGAGGUCACCACAGACGCCACCAUGGUGACGGCCAGUGGAACGGAGGGCAUCACCAUGGAGUUCACCACAGACGUAACCAGAGCGACGAACAGCAGAAUGUACAGCAUCAUCGCAGAGAUGAUGAGAAACAUCGUCUCCAAACUGAUGUGGAUCAUAGUAAUGAAACACAGAGUUCAGGUGCUCCUGAUGUGCCAGUUCUUUAUUUCCCCAAGUCCACCCGAGGCCUGAGCCGGAGGAAGAGAGACUGGGUCAUCCCGGACCUGAGUGUUGUGGAGAACGACCGUGGACCGUACCCACUUAAAGUGUCUCAGAUCCGGUCCAAUGCAGACCUGGUGAAGAAAAUCUUUUACAGCAUCACAGGCCCGGGAGCUGAUCAGGACCCAGUGGGCCUCUUCACCAUUGACAGAAAUUCGGGGACCUUGUACCUCACUCAGCCUCUGGACAGAGAAAAAUGUCCUCGGUAUACGUUCCAAGCACACGCGGUUGCAGAGGGUUCAGGAACGGCUGAGGAGCCAAUGGACAUUAUAGUCAACGUCAUCGACCAGAACGACAACAAGCCAGUCUUCAGCCAAGACACCUACCUGGGCGAGGUGGCUGAGGCGUCGCCUAAAGAAUUCGAGGUGAUCAAGGUGGUGGCCACAGACCUGGAUCAGGAAAACACAGACAACUCUGACAUCCGCUACAGUAUCAUCAGUCAAGAACCACAGAUGCCCUCUGCAUCCAUGUUUGUCAUCAACCCCGUCAACGGAGCCAUCCGGGUCAAUGCUGGUGGCCUCGACCGAGAGAAAUAUCCCAAGUACACGCUGGAGGUUCUUGCGGCCGACAUGGUCGGCGAGGGCUUGUCUGGGAAGACGAAGGUCAUCCUCACUGUCACGGACAGCAAUGACAACGCUCCAGAAUUCACUGAGAGCUUGUACAAAGCAUCUGUGCCUGAAAACAAAGUUGACGCCAUACUGGUCACGAUGGCUGUGACUGACGGUGAUGAGCCUCACUCCGCUGCCUGGAACGCCAAAUUCAAGAUCGUGGCCGGGGAUCCUGACCAACUGUUCUCUGUGCGGACGGGCAUCAACAAGCACGAAGGCAUCCUCAGCACGGCCAAGAGUUUAGACUUCGAGAAGCAAGGCAAGCAUACUCUGCUGGUGGCCGUGGAGAACGAAGUCCCGUUUGCUGUUCCGCUGAAGACGGCUACCGCCACCGUGGAGGUCACCGUGAUGGACGUCAACGAGGCGCCGAUCUUUGACCCCGCGCAGAAGCUUGUGUCUAAACGGGAGGACCUGGCAGUGGACUCUGAUGUGGUGCAGUACCUGGCCUCUGAUCCCGACCGCGAGCGCAAGCAGACCGUCAUGUACAAGAUCCUCAGCGACCCAGCUGGCUGGCUGAACGUGGGCAAAGAUACGGGCCUGAUCACAGUGAAGAGUAAGAUGGACCGCGAGUCUCACUUCGUCAAGGACAACAAAUACACGGCUUUGAUCGGAGCCUAUGACAACGAUGAGGUCCCUGCCACAGGAACUGGAACUCUGAUGAUCCAGCUAGAGGACGUCAACGACAACGCACCCACCAUCGUGGAGCGAACCUUCAGGGUGUGCAACAAGAAAACGGUGCCACAGCUGCUGUCGGUCACGGACAAAGAUGGGCCCGGCUUUGCUGCUCCCUACAGUGUGUCCCUGCAGGGGGCGUCCAGGAGCAACUGGACCGCCAGGAUGAACGACAGCAAAACUGGCAUCAUUGUGAACCUGGCGACGGAGCUGCCUCAGGACUUCUACACCCUGGUGCUGCGUGUGGCUGACAACCAAGGCCUGGAGCAGGACAGCACCGUCCAGGCCGAGGUGUGCGACUGUUCCGGAGACGAGGUUCAAUGCAAAGACCCCAGGGUCGCCGCCGCUGGCCUCCCCAUGAUCCUGGGCAUCCUGGGAGGAAUCCUGCUGCUGCUGAUGCUGCUGCUCCUGCUGCUGCUGUUCGCCCGCCGAGGUCGGAGAGAGAAGAAAGAGCCGCUGCUGCAGGACGACGACGUCCGAGACAACAUCUACUACUACGACGAGGAGGGCGGCGGCGAGGACGACCAGGACUACGAUCUGGGCGUCCUCCACCAAGGCCUCGACAACAGACCCGGCGUGUUCAGGGACGACGUGGUGCCCAACUUCAUGCCGGCGCCCAAGUACCGGCAGCGCCCAGCCAACCCAGACGAGAUCGGCAACUUCAUCGACGAUAACCUGAAGGCAGCCGACAAUGACCCAACAGCGCCCCCCUAUGACUCCCUGCUGGUGUUCGACUAUGAGGGCGGGGGCUCAGACGCUGGAAGUCUGUCCUCCCUGAACUCUGACAGCAGCGGGGACCAGGACUACGACUGCCUCAACGACUGGGGGCCGCGGUUCAAGAAGCUGGCCGACAUGUACGGAGGGGAGGAUGACGACAUGCUGUAGGCAUGAACGAGUGGACGAACAUGUGAAGACGCUAGAGGCUGAGAGCGGCAUGGACUGUUGCCGUGUCAGCACCUUUGCUGCAGCAAAAAGCCAAAGUUUGUUUUUAUGUCUCUGCGCUUGCUCGCCUCACCAGCGGCUGGUGAAGCGGGUCAACAUUAGAGUGUGAUUUUCUCUUGGGGAGCAAGUUCUUGCUACGCGAGUCGACGCUGCAGCCCCGGCGACCACCUGCUGGGCAACACAAAGACUUCCGCCGAGUCCAGGGGCACAGUCUCCCGACUGGACCGUGCUUCAAUAUGUUAGUACGACUGCUUCACUUUCCUGCUUGUUUUCAUGAAAUCACCUAUGACUGGAUGAAAUGAGUCUUUUUUUUUUACUUGUCACUGUUUUUGCUGUUUUUUAUAAAGUUAUCUUAUUCAAACAAGA
Synchiropus splendidus (mandarinfish) is the source of this 3831-nucleotide messenger RNA. RefSeq names its product cadherin 1, type 1, E-cadherin (epithelial) (gene cdh1). Gene Ontology annotation, molecular function: cadherin binding; calcium ion binding. The coding region runs from base 301 to 3408 and encodes 1035 amino acids. Gene Ontology annotation, biological process: calcium-dependent cell-cell adhesion; homophilic cell-cell adhesion; adherens junction organization. The record is from RefSeq and is a predicted model, not a curated record. Gene Ontology annotation, cellular component: adherens junction; cytoplasm; catenin complex. NCBI's taxonomy places the organism in Eukaryota, Metazoa, Chordata, Actinopteri, Syngnathiformes, Callionymidae. The transcript has 18 exons.